Messenger RNA from Serendipita indica DSM 11827, 1560 nucleotides. The record is from the annotation of a GenBank genome assembly. Lineage: Eukaryota; Fungi; Basidiomycota; Agaricomycetes; Sebacinales; Serendipitaceae.
AUGCCUCAAACGGCGUCUGCAACACUCGACUCGCAAGCGGCCAUCAACCAACUCGCCGCCCAGGCCAGAAUAUCGCAGCUUGCCGCCCAACUACGUUUGCGUCUGAGUUACGCCGGCUACAAGGCCCAGAACAAACUCUCCUCUCUCCCGUUUUCAACGCUCGAAAAACGGCUCGAAGAUGAUUCCGCGACGCCCAAGCAGACGCUCCCCGUCUUGCUGCUCGACCCACUCUCCCUGGACAAGUCGCUCUCGGAUACGCAAUUGAUGCCACCACCGCCUGCGCCCGCUACCUCGUUAUUCACCACGCUUCUCGAUGUCGACAUCGACACGCGGCCCACCAAGCGACAGAAGACGGACGCCGUCGGUUCAGCACGGGCAAUUGGCCCCUCUCCCGCCGGCUUCACCCAGAGUGCAAAUCCGGAUAUCAAGGUCAAUGGUCACCGUCAUCCUUCGACCAGCGGGAAACCCCGCUCCAAGGGAUCCAAUUCUAGUCCGAAGAAGCGCCAAAAGAAAGAUUCAAUGUCCGACCGGGAGCAGCUGGCAGCCAAGACGUUGGCCUCGCUCUUGGUUGCAAAAAGCCCUCGAAGUUCGACCAAAGCUCCUUCAGAACUGUCCUUUACGACAGAGGGAGGCAACGAGCACAAGGGGAAAACGAUCCGCCGAGCACCCAGCUCUGUCUCCUCCAUUGAUGCGGCAAUGGCGGACACAACGUUGAGUACAGGUGGGGAUACAGUCCCCGAGGGCAGUACGAGUGGCGUCGACACUGUUCCUGGAUCCCCAGUGGCCUCGACCGCACAGAGAGAACGUGAUUCUGCAGAGCUGCUAUUGCUCUUGGCCACGUCUCCGUCCCCUGCCAGAAGUAAUCGACGUGGACCCCCUGCGGUGAACCGCACGCUCGCCGGGAGCGGAACCAUCGAACCGCGAGCACUCUUUGCAGAGGGCUCCUCCAAUUCUGAUUCUGUCAAGCAAGAGGGAAUGUCGGAAUCCAUCAAAGACUCGAGUGAUGCCGGCGGCUCGGGUUCCAAGCUCACACCUUCAUUACUCCUUCCCGCACCUCCGUCGCCGACUAAGAAACCUUCGACCAACAAGACACCUGAAGACAAGAUGAGUUUUCAGCCACCACCACAUGCGAUGCCUUUUCUUCCUCCGUCCUCGAAUAUUACCAAGUCGUCCACACUGCAAGCGCCAUUCACACCUGGUGGGACGCUUGCCCUACAUACUGCAUCGAACACGACAAACUUUGGCUCCGCUACCGGCGGCUUUGGCUCUGGGUUUGCUAUGGCAAUGAGUAGUCUAGCACCCUCCACUCCGGGGCCCAGUGGCUUCAAUAUGGCAGACUACAUCAAUUUCACACCCACUCCUGGCGCAUCAUACUCUCCGGCUCCAAAAGCCAAAUCGAAAGGAGCCAGCGAGGGCAUUGGUUCUGAGAAGGGAGCGGCGGCGUCCUCUACUGCAGUAAGCUCUCCCAUGAAGAAGACGGAAAGCAAGACAAAGGGGAGUACCCCCGAGAGCGACGCUGGCUCAGGUCCAAGUGGAGAGAAGAUGUCUGACAAUGAGUGA